This is a messenger RNA of Guyanagaster necrorhizus, 1014 nucleotides long. RefSeq lists its product as uncharacterized. The coding region runs from base 1 to 1014 and encodes 337 amino acids. The transcript has 11 exons. NCBI's taxonomy places the organism in Eukaryota, Fungi, Basidiomycota, Agaricomycetes, Agaricales, Physalacriaceae. The record is from RefSeq and is a predicted model, not a curated record.
AUGGGAUCUGGUGGUUCAUGGAUGCGGGAGAUUGGAGUGCGUCGAGGAAACGGUAUGUGUGGGUCGACGUCGACGUGGAUAAAUCCUAUCCAUUGUUGGGUCAUCGUAGACCGCCUCUUGGAGCGAAAACGCGACCAGAUCAGUGGAACGUUGACGGGCCGGGCCGUUCUCAUGAUCUCAAUACAGGUAGAAGCACCGAGAACAGCCUCUUCCAAUGAUCUUAAUGUCCAUAAGUGCAAGCAGCUGGACGAGGAGGACGACGGCGUCCUCGAAUUAUCCGCGUUUGGUGUGACGGCCUCCAACUUUUACGCCAACAACCAAGCAUCUCCAUCGGUGAUGUACGCACCCAAGAAAACAAGUUCGAGUCCGGAAUUGUUUAUAUCAGCUAGACACAGUGUUCGACUCCCAGACCACUCCGGAGUAUUCAUGAAGCUUCUUCUUAGGGUUCGGUUCAAUGAAGUGUGGUUUUCUGGGAUUGCCUCUUUGUAUGAAAACGCUUACGGUAGGAUGUCACUCAGCUACUAUUGGGGAAUGGCGAGCAUCACAUCUAUCUCGACCCCCGAUGAAGAUAUGUUCUUGAUUCUCUUUCCUGGUUUAGCGGUGGAUCGAUUAGAGCAUGUUCUUGCCAAAAUAUUCUGGAAAGUUGUGGAUUUGACCAUUUGGCCCGCAUGGAAUCAUCCCAUGCAUGACUCAGUGCAGUUGAAAGUCACGCCAAGCACAGGGACUCUAAUGCUUGUUUUGCAGAAUUUUUCAUUUUGUAUCCAAGGAAUCAGGGGAACAUUCGCAUCUACUCAUGGUACAUCGAAGAAUGACGUUGUUUUUAAGUUCCCCACAUUCGAAGAUCAGUGGAACGAACCAUCUUCGAAACCGACGUUGUUAAUUUGCCGUGGUGCUUGUACCACAUUGGUUAACCGUGCGUCGUAUCGUCGGGUUCGACUCCCAACGAAGACAUAUGUAGACCCGGAAGCUUUUAUACCAUCCAAGCAUGACACUGUAUUGCUCAUUGACCAAUGA